Messenger RNA from Cucurbita maxima (winter squash), 2966 nucleotides. RefSeq names its product CSC1-like protein At3g21620. The record is from RefSeq and is a predicted model, not a curated record. Gene Ontology annotation, molecular function: calcium-activated cation channel activity. NCBI's taxonomy places the organism in Eukaryota, Viridiplantae, Streptophyta, Magnoliopsida, Cucurbitales, Cucurbitaceae. Bases 445 to 2751 code for a protein of 768 amino acids. Gene Ontology annotation, cellular component: plasma membrane. The transcript is spliced from 13 exons.
UUUGGUCACCCUAUCAUAAUCCACAGAAGAUAACAGGUAAAAGAUCAAAAAACAGAAGCUGCCGAAAAUCAAAAGGGUCUUAAUCCCGGUUUUCCCGUCACCAUUUUCAAUCCUUUGACGUACCCUUUUCAAUCAAUCACCGACCCUGUCGCCCUUUUCGUUUUGUUUAUUGUUUUCUCAAAUUUCAGGUGCGUGCAUGAGAUGUGAGCAUCAAGUAUUUGCACCUCACAUAAUCUUCACGUUGUUUGCACUACUGGGUACCUUUUUUUAUUGAUGUUCUUGCCUGGAAUCUGCCUGUUCAUCUCGAUUUCAACGUUUUGGGGAGUUUUUGGCUCAUCUGGACUGAAGCAGUGAGUAUUGGUGAUCUGUUGUGGAAGAGUUUGAGUUGAAAUCGUAAAAAGAGAGUGCCCAAAUUAUUAGUAGAUUUUUAGUUGAAGAGGAUAAAUGGCAUCCAUCGCGGAUAUAGGAGUUGGGGCAGCCAUUAACAUUCUUAGUGCUUUUGCGUUCUUUAUAGUAUUUGCUUUACUUCGGAUACAGCCAGUGAACGAUAGGGUCUACUUUCCCAAAUGGUACAUUAAAGGCUUAAGAGGAAGUCCAUUGUCUAAUGGUGCAAUGGUAGGCAGAAUUGUGAAUUUGGAUUUCAGAUCAUACUUGAAGUUUCUGAACUGGAUGGUUGCAGCUUUGCGAAUGCCAGAACCCGAGUUAAUCGAUCAUGCCGGGCUCGAUUCUGCUGUUUACCUGAGGAUUUACUUGUUAGGGCUCAAAAUUUUUGUGCCCAUUGCAUGUCUGGCCUUCACAAUCCUGGUACCCGUUAAUUGGACAAAUGGAACUUUGGAGCAUUCUUCUUUAAAUUACAGCGAUAUAGACAAGCUUUCCAUUUCCAACAUUCCUGUUGGAUCACGUAGAUUUUGGACCCAUUUGGUUAUGGCUUAUGUCUUUACGUUUUGGACUUGCUAUGUGUUGAGAAAGGAGUAUGAGAAUGUUGCUUUAAUGAGGCUCCAUUUUCUUGCGUCCGAAAAUCGGCGUCCAGAUCAGUUCACGGUGAUUGUUAGAAACGUACCUCCAGACCCUGAUGAAUCCAUUAGCGAGCUCGUUGAACAUUUUUUCCUGGUCAAUCAUCCUGAACAUUACCUGAAUCAUCAGAUUGUUUAUGAUGCAAACAAACUCUCUAAAUUGGUUGAAGAGAAGAAAAAAAUGCAGAAUUGGCUAGAUUUCUACCAGCUUAAACGUUCUCGAAACCAGUCCAAGAGGGUCACUGUGAAGACUGGUUUUCUAGGUCUUUGGGGAGACAAGGUAGAUGCCAUAGAUUAUUACUCGUCCAAAAUCGAAAGUCUAUCAAAAGAAAUACCACUGGAGAUGGAUAAGACAAUGAAUGAUCCUAAAUCAAUCAUGCCAGCAGCCUUUGUUUCCUUCAAAUCUCGGUGGGGCGCUGCUGUUUGCGCACAAACUGAACAGUCAAGAAAUCCGACCAUUUGGUUGACAGAAUGGGCUCCUGAGCCCCGUGACGUGUACUGGGAUAACCUGGCUAUUCCAUUUGUUUCACUGGCAAUCAGGAGGCUCAUUGCUGGAGUUGCCUUCUUCUUCCUUACCUUCUUUUUCAUGAUCCCCAUUGCAUUGGUUCAGUCCCUUGCUAACAUGGAGGGCAUUGAGAAAACGGCUCCCUUCCUCAAACCCAUUAUUGAAUUGAAAUUCGUUAAGUCGGUUAUCCAAGGCUUUCUUCCUGGAAUCGCUUUGAAGAUUUUCCUCAUCGUUCUUCCUUCUAUACUGAUGUUAAUGUCGAAAUUCGAAGGAUUUAUUAGUCGAUCGUCUUUGGAGAGAAGAUCCGCCACAAAAUAUUACAUAUUCCUAUUUGUUAAUGUGUUUCUUGGCAGUAUAAUCACAGGAACCGCAUUCCAGCAACUUAAUAAUUUCCUUCAUCAGUCUGCAAACGACAUUCCGAAGACGAUAGGUGUCUCGAUUCCGAUGAAGGCAACGUUUUUUAUUACCUUCAUCAUGGUGGACGGUUGGGCUGGAAUUGCUGCAGAGAUUCUGAGGCUUAGGCCUUUGAUAAUGUACCACCUUAAAAACUUCUUCUUGGUUAAGACUGAAAAGGAUAGAGAAGAAGCCAUGGAUCCAGGAAAUCUGGAGUUCAACACAGGCGAGCCUCGAAUUCAGCUUUAUUUCUUACUCGGGCUCGUUUAUGCUGUUGUCACACCUCUUCUCCUUCCGUUCAUUGUUAUAUUUUUUGGAUUGGCAUAUGUCGUCUAUCGUCAUCAGAUCAUAAAUGUGUACAAUCAAGAGUACGAAAGUGCUGCAGCAUUCUGGCCCGAUGUCCACAGGCGUGUCAUUGUCGCUUUAGUCGUUUCUCAGCUAUUAUUAAUGGGACUACUCAGUACAAAAGAAGCUGCACAAUCAACUCCCUUGCUCAUUGCACUGCCAAUUUUGACUGUAUGGUUUCAUACAUUCUGUAAAGGCCGAUACGAACCGGCUUUCGUUCGAUAUCCAUUACAGGAAGCAAUGAUGAAAGAUACAUUGGAACGUGCAAGGGAGCCAAACUUGAACUUGAAAGGACUCCUUCAAAAUGCAUACGUUCAUCCCGUUUUCGUGCACGACGAAGACGAAGUAGAAACCGAAACAGAUUCUGAAGAUUGGCAGAAGGAGCCAGCGCUGGUGCCAACAAAACGCCAGUCUCGAAGGAAUACGCCGUUGCCGAGCAAGCUCAGCAGCCCCUCAUCGUCCUCACGGUUUGAAGUUGAUGAAGGAGUUUCAUAACAUUCAGAAGUGGUAAGCUUGCGCUUGCUUGUUGAAUGGUGUAUAUUUUCACUUGGGAAGAAAGGGAAGGAGGUGGUCACUGUAACUGUAAAUGAUAUGAUGAGUUGGGAUAGUGCAAUUUUUUCUGUUCUUUCCUUAGGAUUUUUUAUAAAUUAAUUUAUUAUAUGAUAAUCGAGUAUUAGUGAGUUUAAUAGAGAUGUCUAUGGGACGAGGUC